CUAAACAAUGCUAGUCUGAUACCAGCUGUUCGCCGAUUACUUUUAUUUUAGUUUUGUAGCAUUUUAAUAACUUUACGUUAAACGCGCACAUUUUAUUUAUAUAAAAACAAUGCCAAAAGUGCGUCGCAGUCGCAAGCCACCACCAGAUGGUUGGGAAUUAAUUGAACCGACGCUCGAGGAACUGGAACAGAAAAUGCGAGAAGCGGAGACCGAACCUCAUGAGGGAAAGCGGAUUACAGAAUCGCUGUGGCCCAUUUUUAAGAUACAUCACCAAAAGACACGCUACAUAUAUGAUUUGUUCUAUCGCCGAAAGGCCAUCAGCCGGGAACUAUACGAUUACUGUCUGAAGGAGAAGAUCGCCGACGGCAACCUGAUAGCCAAAUGGAAAAAGUCCGGCUAUGAGAAUCUUUGUUGCCUGCGUUGCAUCCAGACGCGCGACACGAACUUCGGCACCAACUGCAUUUGUCGCGUGCCAAAGUCAAAGCUGGAGGAAGGACGCAUUGUGGAGUGUGUGCACUGCGGAUGUCGCGGCUGCUCCGGCUGAAUUAGCCGGAUCAUAGGGCUGAUCAUCAAUGUAAUUCUCACAUUGCUUAUAGACUUAAACAAAUUUUUUUUUAUUUCAUUACUGAUCUACAUUGCUUGUCUAUCCACAUUCAGAGGAAACUUAAGUAGUUUGUAUGUAAAUACUACAUUGUUAGUAAUAAUGUCAUUUAAUGUGUCACUCCUUUGCGACAUAAUUAAAUAGUACAACCAAAUAUA
Molecule: messenger RNA, 759 nt
Organism: Drosophila innubila
Lineage: Eukaryota; Metazoa; Arthropoda; Insecta; Diptera; Drosophilidae
Gene: l(1)10Bb
Product: protein BUD31 homolog
Exons: 2
Coding region: 110-544 (144 amino acids)
Biological process (GO): mRNA splicing, via spliceosome
Cellular component (GO): nucleus; spliceosomal complex
Source: RefSeq, a predicted model, not a curated record